Molecule: messenger RNA, 1340 nt
Organism: Setaria italica (foxtail millet)
Lineage: Eukaryota; Viridiplantae; Streptophyta; Magnoliopsida; Poales; Poaceae
Product: homeobox-leucine zipper protein HOX22
Exons: 2
Coding region: 110-886 (258 amino acids)
Biological process (GO): positive regulation of DNA-templated transcription
Cellular component (GO): nucleus
Molecular function (GO): sequence-specific DNA binding; DNA-binding transcription factor activity, RNA polymerase II-specific
Source: RefSeq, a predicted model, not a curated record
GCGGGGUGGCGCCGGGAGCCCGGAGGAGAGAGCUAGCCCCGGCUGGGAUCAUCGAAGAAGCAACAGCUUGCUAGGCUCCAUCGAUCGAUCGGUGGCUCGAUCGGUCGACAUGGACAGGCCAGAUCACCACCAGCACCAGUUCUACAUGCCGCUGCCGGUGCAGCAGCAGCAGCAGCAGCUGUGCGCGCCCAUGAUGGACGAGCAGGCGUCGUUCUUGGCGGCGAGGGGCGGCGGCGGAAGAGGAGGAAGUGGUGGAACGGUGGCGGGGAAGGGGGAGAGGAAGCGGCGGUUCACGGAGGAGCAGAUACGGUCGCUGGAGUCCAUGUUCCACGCGCACCAAGCCAAGCUGGAGCCCCGGGAGAAGGUGGAGCUGGCGCGGGAGCUGGGCCUGCAGCCGCGCCAGGUGGCCAUCUGGUUCCAGAACAAGCGCGCCCGGUGGCGCUCCAAGCAGCUCGAGCACGACUACGCCGCGCUCCGCGCCAAGUUCGACGCCCUCCACGCCCGCGUCGAGUUCCUCAAGCAGGAGAAGCUCGCCCUCACCACACAGUUGCACGAGCUAAGCGAGAGGCUGAGGGAGCGGGAGGACCGGGCCGGCAGCGGCGUCGCGGCGACGGCCAGCAGCAGCAGCUGCAACGGCGGCGGCGUGGUAGGUGAGGAGGCAGAGGACGACAAGAGGAACGUCGUCCUCGGGUGCGUCGACAUGGAGCCGCCCGAGAGCUGCGUGCUUGGCGGGGCGUGCGCGACGCCGGCGGACGUCUCGGUGGAGUCCGAGUGCGACGACCACCACCACCACCUCGACUACGACGACGGGUUCCCGGAGUCCUUCUGCGCCACGCCUGAGCUGUGGGAGCCCUGGCCGCUCGUGGAGUGGAAUGCGGUCGCCUGAGGUAGUGAAAGAAGCUAGUACAUAGGCUUGCGUGUGUAGCAUACGUGCAUGGUGCCAUGGUGUGCUCUCAAUGGAGAGAACUGGAGGAGAAGGGGGCCGGUCUGUGGCAAUGACGAGUGGGCCCCUGAAAGAGGUCCGGGAUGAGAAGGCGUUCAAGCGAUGGAACCUAGCUUGCAGACGAUCAGCCAAUGGGAUUGGUGUUUUCGAUCUGAAAAGUUUAAUGAUAUUCAUUAGAGGCGCCCAUUGGUAGGUCGACUGCUAGAGUUGCACCGGGCAUGCAACUUUUUGCUGUUGCCUUUGGAAUUCAAAGUUAGAUAAUCUAAUCGAAGCAUAUGUUCCCUUGAGAAAUAUAUAUAGUAUUCGCGUGUACGUAUGUGCUUGCGUGCAGAGAGUCAACCUUGUGGUUUUGUAGCUAGGAUUCUCAAAGUUAAUCAUGGUUACAGUUGAUUGGGCA